GCACAGCAUCUAAAUUACUAAACCCUUCCCCUUCACUUCUCCAACCUCAACAGGCAUCGCAACAGCCAACCACGACACCUCAAGCUGUCUCUCGAACCCACCAAUAUCAAACAUGGCAAUAGACAAAACCGACCCGAACCCGAACGAAUCUAAAACGAGCAAGCUCCGAUGGGGAGAAUUAGAGGAAGACGACGAUUUGGACUUUUUAUUGCCGCCUAAGGAAGUUAUCGGGCCAGACGAAAACGGGAUAAAGAAAGUGAUCGAAUACAAGUUUAACGAGGAUGGUAAUAAGGUGAAAAUAACGACGACGACCCGAGUCCGAAAGCUGGCGAAGGCCCGGUUGAAUAAACGGGCUUUGGAGAGAAGGCAUUGGGAGAAGUUUGGCGAUGCGGUUCGUGAAGAUGUUGGGAGUCGCCUCACCAUGGUUUCCACUGAAGAGAUCCUUCUUGAACGACCCAGAGCCCCUGGUACCAAACUGGAAGAAAUAAAGGUAGCAGGGGACAGCUUGUCUCAACUUAGCAAAGGAGGAGCUGUUCUCAUGGUGUGCAGGACAUGUGGUAAGAAAGGUGAUCACUGGACUUCCAAAUGUCCUUACAAGGAUCUUGCUGCUCCUGUUGAAACCUUUGUUGAUAAGCCUGUGACUUCCGAGACCUCUAUGGCUGCUUCUGGAGCUGGAAAGGGAGCCUAUGUCCCACCAAGCAUGAGAGCCGGUGCUGAGAGAACUGGUGGAUCGGAUAUGAGACGUAGGAACGAUGAAAACUCCGUGAGGGUAACGAACUUAUCUGAGGAUACCCGGGAGCCAGAUUUGCUUGAGCUUUUCCGCACAUUUGGUCCAGUGACUCGCGUGUAUGUUGCUAUGGAUCAGAAGACUGGCACAAGUAGAGGAUUUGGCUUUGUUAACUUUGUAAACAGAGAGGAUGCUCAAAGAGCCAUUAACAAGCUCAAUGGAUAUGGUUAUGACAAUCUCAUCCUGCGAGUUGAGUGGGCCACACCAAGAACAAACUAGAAUAUCAUCAUCAUCAUCAUCAUCAUGGCAUUUAGCAUAUUUUCCAAACAUUGUUUACAGUUGCAAUUCACUGCCUGUAACUGCAGUUUUUGACCCUUCUUUUGAAAAUUUAUUUUCCUGCGUGAUUCUGUUAUCUGAUACCUGAGAUUUUAUUUAUUUAAGUUGAAUAAUUGGUUAUCAUGGUUAGCUCUAUUGUGUCUAUGUUAUUGUUUUCUGUCAAUUGAGAAUUGGUUAAGUGAAGGAAUAUGAAAAGUGACAAAAGGGUUCUCUUUUAUUUA
Molecule: messenger RNA, 1284 nt
Organism: Durio zibethinus
Lineage: Eukaryota; Viridiplantae; Streptophyta; Magnoliopsida; Malvales; Malvaceae
Cellular component (GO): eukaryotic translation initiation factor 3 complex; cytoplasm
Molecular function (GO): translation initiation factor activity; RNA binding
Source: RefSeq, a predicted model, not a curated record